GUAGGCGCAUUCGCUCGUACGCUUCAUCCAAAGCGGACUUAUACCGAGAGGAAUCCGUCGUUCUGUCGUCGUAUCGUCGUCGUUGUUGUCGUUGCCGUCGAGCCGGAUCGAGGUCUCGAAGGGAGAGCAUAAGAGCGUAAUAAGACGAACUCUCGAAAAGAGAAAGAGAGAAAGAGCAGAGGAAGAAUCGGGUGAUCGUUGUUGCCUCUUGAUCCAUCGAGUUCCCUCGGCCGGACGGCAGUGAAAAGCUCGGGCGAAAAGAAAAAAAAGCAGCCGAUCUCUUUUUUCCUUGGGGGCUCGAAGAGUUUUUCGGUCAGGAAGAACAGCACGGCGAGUAUGAUGGCUGUAGCAGCGGCGCAGAAGAACCGCGAGAUGUUCGCUAUCAAGAAAUCUUACAGCAUCGAGAAUGGAUAUCCGGCGAGACGACGAUCUCUCGUGGACGAUGCUCGUUUCGAAACUUUGGUCGUCAAGCAAACGAAGCAGAGCGUUUUGGAAGAAGCACGUCAACGGGCGAAUGGCGAAGAAACUAUCUGUCCACAUGACACGGAACGUUAUGCUUCGUCGAGCGAUGAUGAACAGUUGGAAACAUUGGCUUGCAUCGCCAAGAAUGGAGAGAUUAAAACGGAAGACAGUGACGUAGUCAAACCAGAUGAAGAUUACAACAAUGACGCUGGACUGACCGAGGAGGAAGUGGUGUUGGCGAAGACCAUAGCUGAAUGCCCGGAGAGCGAGCACACGGUGCAGAAAGCGGCGCUCGUGCUGCGUCUGAGGGAGGGGAUCGGUUCGUUGGCGAGGAUCUUGAAGACGAUCGAGAACUUCAAAGGGACGGUGACCCACGUCGAGUCUCGGCCGUCCAAGAAAGAGGGCCUCCAGUUCGACGUGCUCGUCAAGAUCGACAUGACGAGGCAGUACUUGCUGCAACUGAUCAGGAACCUCCGCCAGAGCUCCGCUUUGGACGGCGUCACCCUGCUCGCGGACAACUCCGUCAGCAUCAAGGACCCCUGGUUCCCGAGGCACGCGUCCGACCUCGACAAUUGCAACCAUCUGAUGACCAAAUUCGAGCCUGACCUCGACAUGAACCAUCCCGGUUUCGCUGACAAGGAGUACCGUGCCCGCAGAAAGUUCAUUGCUGAAAUUGCGUUCGCGUACAAGUACGGUGACGCGAUACCAACCGUCCCUUAUACAGAGACGGAGACCGAGACUUGGACCCGGGUGUUCAACACCCUGGUCGACCUGGUCCCGAAACACGCUUGCGCCGAAUAUAGGAGAAAUUUCAAGAAGAUGCAGGAGGAGAAGAUCUUCGAGCCUCACCGUAUACCCCAGCUGCAGGAGGUGAGCGAGUUCUUGAAGAAGAACACGGGAUUCACCUUGAGACCUGCGGCCGGAUUGCUCACGUCCAGGGAUUUCUUGUCGAGCCUCGCGUUCAGGGUGUUCCAGAGCACUCAAUACAUCCGUCACAUCAAGAGCCCGUAUCACACUCCUGAGCCAGAUUGCAUCCACGAGCUCUUGGGGCACAUGCCGCUGUUGGCCGAUCCAAGCUUCGCCCAAUUCUCCCAGGAGAUCGGCCUCGCUUCGCUCGGCGCCUCCGACGAGGAAAUCGAGAAAUUGUCCACGAUUUAUUGGUUCACCAUCGAGUUCGGCCUCUGCAAGGAAGGGCCGGAUGUGAAAGCCUACGGCGCCGGCCUUUUGUCCGCCUACGGCGAGCUCCUUCACGCGCUCACGAGCGGCAAAUGCGAGCAUCGACCGUUCGAGCCAAAGUCCACCGCCGUUCAAAAGUACCAGGAUCAAGAUUACCAACCGAUCUACUUCGUGGCGGAGAGCUUCGAGGAUGCCAAAGAAUUCCGCCGUUGGGUGUCUACCAUGAGCCGGCCUUUUGAGGUUAGGUACGAUCCGUACACGCAACGCGUCGAGAUACUGGACAGCGUGGACAGGUUGGACAACCUAAUGGCUCAAGUGAACACCGAAAUGACGCACCUCACGAACGCUGUCAACAAACUGAAGACAUCGUUCGCGUAAAAAACAAGAGGGUCCGCGGUGACACGAUACGACUUCACGUAUCAUCGAGCUUCCUAAAGUUUGCCGAUCUUCGACGUAUGCUCUUCAAAAUGUGUUCGCAGGGAAAUAUCGCGAUAUAUUCUUUACUUCGUUCAAAUUUGCUCAUUCGCGAUUCUUCACUCCUCCCCCUCAAGAUAUCCAUAUCAAGCCGAGUGUAAAUAAGUAUUAUAAUUUGUAUCUCUUGUUUCCUUCCUUCUUUCUUUCUUUUUUUUUCCCUUUCUUCUCUUUUCCUUUUCGAAAAAACGUCGAAAAUCUCGCCAAGUCAUCAUCGUUCACAUUCGAUCGUUCGUUCACUCUGUGUAUAAAGUCGCCCAUACUACGCGUAUCCGGAUUACCACGUUCAAAACGCGGAUUCACUCGUAUUGUUCUCCGUGUACGAUACGAGUAUUCGAUCAGUCGACCCCUUGUCUCUCGUAUUAUUUAUUGAUAGUGAUAUUCUUGCAAGAAGAAGAAGAAAAAAAAAGAUAGUAUUAUCGGUGGAUGUUCGUGCCUCGUGAAAACCGAGCCGAAUCCGCUUUGAACGUUCCAUGCAUACGUACGUAUUCGGUUAUUUUGUUCCCUAUUGUAUUCUAUAUUAUUAUUGUAUUACAUAUUACUAUCGUAGAAUAUUACAAGUAGUCGCGUUUUUUCCUUAGUUCGCAUCGCGACA
Molecule: messenger RNA, 2704 nt
Organism: Apis florea (little honeybee)
Lineage: Eukaryota; Metazoa; Arthropoda; Insecta; Hymenoptera; Apidae
Gene: ple
Product: tyrosine hydroxylase ple
Biological process (GO): dopamine biosynthetic process from tyrosine
Cellular component (GO): axon; cytoplasm; perikaryon
Molecular function (GO): iron ion binding; tyrosine 3-monooxygenase activity
Source: RefSeq, a predicted model, not a curated record